GCAGAGGAUGUGGAUCCCUCAGUUGGUCGCUUCAGGAACAUGGUGCAAACGGCAGUGGUCCCAGUAAAGAAGAAGCGGGUGGAGGGCCAUGGCUCCCUGGGCCUGGAGGAGUCAGGCAGCAGACGCAUGCAGAACUUUGCCUUCAGCGGAGGACUCUAUGGGGGCUUGCCCCCCACGCACAGCGAAGCAGGCUCCCAGCCACACGGCAUCCAUGGAACGGCGCUCAUCGGUGGCUUGCCUAUGCCAUACCCGAACCUUGCCCCUGAUGUGGACUUGACUCCUGUUGUGCCGUCAGCAGUGAACAUGAACCCCACACCAAACCCUGCUGUCUAUAAUCCUGAAGCUGUAAACGAACCCAAGAAGAAGAAAUAUGCAAAAGAGGCGUGGCCGGGCAAGAAGCCCACCCCUUCCUUACUGAUUUGAUAUUUUUGGUCAUGGAGAAGUGGGGGAUUGAUUGGGUGGGAAUGGGGUGGAAGGGUGACAGAACUAAUGAACUAGGGAGGAAAAUUUCCACGUGUGCAGUAUCGUCUUUGAGAAUGUCUCCUGGGGUCCUAAACCAUGUAAUACUGAGCCC
Molecule: messenger RNA, 574 nt
Organism: Dipodomys ordii (Ord's kangaroo rat)
Lineage: Eukaryota; Metazoa; Chordata; Mammalia; Rodentia; Heteromyidae
Product: nuclear inhibitor of protein phosphatase 1-like
Exons: 2
Coding region: 40-423 (127 amino acids)
Source: RefSeq, a predicted model, not a curated record